Molecule: messenger RNA, 2019 nt
Organism: Hyaloscypha bicolor E
Lineage: Eukaryota; Fungi; Ascomycota; Leotiomycetes; Helotiales; Hyaloscyphaceae
Exons: 2
Coding region: 1-2019 (672 amino acids)
Biological process (GO): regulation of transcription by RNA polymerase II
Cellular component (GO): mediator complex
Molecular function (GO): transcription coregulator activity
Source: RefSeq, a predicted model, not a curated record
AUGGCAACACCAACGCCAGGCGGCAAACACCCGGCCGCCCAAGUUGUAGCAACCCCACCAGUCUCGACACCCUUCUCAGCUUCAAACCACCCCUCCCACCCUGCCUUCUCGCCCCAUGGGCCCCGCUCUGUCGUCCCUUCACCGCAGCAGGUGAAGAAGUCACCUGCAAACUCGAAUACGUUGUACGGCUACCCUGCCGGCAACCAUCCUACCAACAGUAGCUUUGGCCAGGGGUAUGAUAGCCCAAGUGCACAGCUGGCAUUGGGUGGUAAUCCGGGCUUGGAGGGGUUAGGACUCGAGGGGAUGGGGAGUAUGGGGACACCGAUGGCUGGUGUAGUGGGAGGAGCUUUGGGUAGUGCGAGGGCGGAUGAGGAUGAGAGAAGGAGGAAGUUGGGGGUUGUGAUGGAUGUUUUGAAGACGAACAAAGGCCGGCUCAGCGAAGCAGGUAUCGAACGACUAGCACGCAGGGUGGGAUUGGAUGCAUUGUGGGAAGACCAUAUGGGUAGUGGAGCCAGCACGCGGACAUUGAUCAUUGCAGGUUCUGCUCUGGCACUCGAGAUUGACUUUGCAAAUAACGUGGUGAAGAAGGUGUCUCUUUCAUUCCCUGAGAGCCCGGAGAUUGUAACGAGGCAUACGCAUAACGCGGGGGCUAUACUCUUAAGGGAUCUGGAAUUUCGGCCAAAUGAGAGCCCGCUGACGAAGAUGCUAGAUAGGUUUGCGGCGAAUCUAGAGAGGUUGGCACAGUUGGAUAAACUGAGUGUUAUUCCGGGACUAAAUUGCCACGAGGCGAUUGCAGGGAUCUAUGAGAGUUUGGAGAGGCUGCAUUUAUGGGAAGUGGCGAGGCUGAGAGAGGGAGGGGAGAUGGUAAAGAGUGAUGGAGAUGAGAUUGAGAGGACGGCAAUGUGUACGAAGAGCGGUAAGCCGGUAAUGCAUACGAGGGACCGAUUAGGGUUGAGCUUGGAUUACUGGCAAGAGAAACGUCGAAUCGGAGGUAAGGCCAGCGAGAAGACCUGGUCUAUAUUGGUUGACUGCGCUCCAACACCGGCUUUGGGUUACCUGCCCAUCCGAGUCUCUGAAAAUUGGAUUUCAACAAAUAUCCUGAAGGCAGAUCCUCCAGCGGAGGAUCUCCUUCUGGCCCCCGAACACGGUCCUAUUCUUGAUUGGUUAGAGCCCGAAAAUAUACUGCUUCCCUCGACAGACCCGCCCAAGCCGGAUGCUAUGGAGGGCGUGGAGCAAGCGGCUACAGGUCAAAAAUAUCCAGAAGUUAUGUUCGUAGCGAAAUUCGACCCUCCUGUCAUCAUUCCUUACUCACUCGCGGCACAAAUACAUCACUCCACGAACGCAACGAUGGAUGUAUUCCAGACCACUACAUUCGAUGGGUUGAUGUUUCCACGCGGUCCAGACGAUAAAGUCGACAGCGAAUCGAGGGUCAUUAGCAGAGAAGUCGAAGUACCUAUCUUCACCAAGGAGGGAGGGAAGACUACUCACACUCACCUACCCAAAUUAUGGAUUGUAAAAAUUGAUUAUGGCCGAAGUUUGACGGAGUUACCUUUUUCACAUCCAAGACAGCUGGUACAAAUGCUUCCUGCUCUUCGACAGUAUGCGUUUCUCUCAACACUCCUAGGGAACAGCUUCGGUGCGGACUCCAAGCUUGUGGCACUGGAAAGCCCGAAGACAAAUAGAAAGAGCAAAAGGGCUGAGUUUGCAGACUUCAUGGCGCAGACUUCCCUUCCAGAAGGAGGGCCUCUCCGCUAUGAUGUGGCGUUGUAUACGCAACCAGCUCUGAAAUUGCAGGUAGCUUUCCCUUUUAGAGGCAGGGAUGCUCUUGUCGCGUUUGAGAUUAAGCUCAAUGGUGUAGUUGAGGUGGUUGGGCAAAAUAUACUGCAUGGGAAGGCUGGGGAUGAAGACGAGGGUAAGCAGAAGGCGUUGACUGAAGCUGAUCUGGGGAAAAUGCUUGAGAUUACUGAGGAUAUUGGGAUCUGGUUGGAGUUUGUGAUUCGGCGUUUGGGAGGCUCAUAA